AGGAGAAUUCAACCUGAUCUGAGUAUCGUAUUCCUUUGUCUUUUAUCGUACAUUUGACUUCAAGGCGGCCAUCGGGAGGGUUGGCAGCCCUGCGUCAACACUAGGCAGCCUUACCUUCGUCGUGUCUCCUCCUCAUUUUCAUCCUCCAGGUUUGCCCCUAAAACAACCAUGGCUGGGGUGAGUGACGACGAAAGCUCAGCACUGUCCAAGGAGGAGGCGGAGGAGAGCGACGCGGAGAUGCAGAAGGAGGAGGAGGAGGAGGAGAAGGCAGAGGCAGAGAGUGAGACAGAGGUGAAGAAGGAGGAAGACGAGGAAGAGGAGGAGGAGGAGGAGGAGGAAGCAAAGCCCACCGUCACGCCCAAGCGAUCGAGAGGCCGGCCGAGGAAGUCCACCAACACGCCGAGGCAGGGGCCGAGUGCGGUGUUGAGCAGCAAGAGGAAGAGGAAGAGGAAUUCACGCUACCUGGACGACUCCGGCAGCGACGAGAACUACCAGCAGGAGGGACGGAAGAAGCCAGGGAGGAAGAAAGGGCAGUCUCUGGAUAGUGGAGCGUGGGUUGCCCGAAAGCCUCUGGGCCGCCCUAGACUGCUGAGCAACCGCCGUGGCCAGAAGAGCACGGCGGAGCUGAUCUGCGAGCUGGGGCAGGUGUUCUAUAAUAUGGGGUGGGUGAGCGGCACUGGCGGGGGCAUCAGCAUUAAGAACGGGGAGAACAUCUACGUCGCUCCAUCGGGGGUGCAGAAGGAGCGCUUGCAUCCUGACGACCUCUUUGUCAUCAACCUGGAUGGGGACGAGCUGGAGGGGCCUCUCAGCGACCUCAACCUGUCCAAGUCCCAGUGCACUCCCCUCUUCCUCCUGGCCUACAAGAUCCGUGAUGCCGGAGCUGUCAUACACACACACUCGAAGAACGCGGUGAUGGCGACACUGGCCUUCCCCGGCACCGAGUUCAGGGUCACACACCUCGAGAUGAUCAAGGGGAUCAGAAAUGCAUCCAAGAACCAGCAGAUGAGGUACGACGAGGAGCUGGUGGUCCCAAUCAUCGAGAACACACCCUUUGAACAUGACCUGAGCGACAGCAUGGCACAGGCCAUCGAGCUGUACCCAGACACCAACGCAGUGCUUGUGAGGAGACACGGCCUGUACGUUUGGGGCGACACCUGGGAGCAAGCCAAGACUAUGACGGAGUGUUACGACUAUCUAUUCGACAUCGCCGUGCAGAUGACCAAGAUGGGCUUAGACCCGUCGAAGGCCCCAGGCACACAGGAGCAGGUGAAUGGAAAGUGAGGGAGGGGUGGCCGGGGAGCAGGGAACCACCACCACCACCACACUCACGGCCGUCCGCUCUGAUAGGCGACACACAAGGUUACUGGUGGUGGCUGUGCGUUCUGCUCCCACCACAAGGGCAGGAUUGUGGAUGGUGAUAAAUACCUAAGUACAAUGACUAGCUGUUACGUUUAUUCUGUCACUGGUUGCUUCCUCUUCCUGUAGCUGUAGAUUGUUGACAUGUCCCUCCCUGUUGUUGUUGAGUUCCCUGGUGUUGGUGCCUUGGUAUUUGGUUAUUUCUCUCUCUCUCUCUCUCUCUCUCUCUCUCUCUCUCUCUCUCUCUCUGGCAUUCUUAUCUUUUCUCUAUCUCUCUUUUUAUCUUUUUAUCUCUCCUCUCUCUCUCUCUCAUUCUUCAUAUCUUUUCUCUCUAUCUCUCUCCUCUUUGUCUUUCCAUCUCUCUCCAUCUCUCCUUUAUCUUUCUUCAUCUCUCUCUCUUUUUCCCUCCCUCUCUCUCUUUUCUCUUUCCUUAUCUAUUCAUCUCUCUUGUCUCUCUUUUCCUUCUCCUUCUUCAUCCCUCCUCUCUAUUUAGCCUCUAUCAUUCUCUAUCUCCUCCUCUCCAUUCUUAAUAUCCUUACAUACGUUCGUCUCUUUUCUCUCUAUCUCUCUCCUCUUUGUUUAUCUUCUCAUUUCUCUCUUCUCUCCAAUUCUUCAUCUCCUCUCGCUAUCUCCUUUUUUCCCUCCAUACUUUCCUUACAUACGUCCGUCUCUAAGGUAGCACUCUGAGGCCGCACGGUUCAUUGUCUGCUGGAUAAUUUUGUGACUAUAUUCAAAUGUGGGUUAUUUUCUCCACAUUUUAGAAGUAUGAUCUAUUUAACUUCCUUUUAUUUUAACGAGUGUCUCUUAGAACGACAUUUUUGCAGGUGAUAUAUUAGUGCUUUGAGAAUGGGAUGUUAUAUGGUAAAGAUUCCGACACUGGUUGGUAUUGUAAGACACUUCGCCCCACACAUCAUCUACUUCUAAAGGUCAAAGAGGGGGUCAACUGGGUUCUAUUAAGUGUUUCUUCAGGUUCAUGGUACAGAGAAAGGGUCAAACUACCACCAGGAUCUUAAAUCUACCCCUGGAAAUGCCCACAACUCUACGAAAGCCUUGUCAAAUGUGCGUUUCUUAGGUUCAUGGUACAGAGGAAGGGUCAAACUACCCCUGGAAAUGCCCACAAACUCUACGAAAGCCUUGUCAAAUGUGUGUUUCUUAGGUUCAUGGUACAGAGGAAAGGGUCAAACUACCACCAGGGUCAUAAAACUACCCCAGGAAAUGCCCAGAAUUCCCACGAAAGUCUUGUCAAAUGUGUGUUUCUUAGGUUCAUGGUACAGAGGAAAGGGUCAAACUACCACCAGGGUCAUAAAACUACCCCAGGAAAUGCCCAGAAUUCCCACGAAAGUCUUGUCAAAUGUGUGUUUCUUAGGUUCAUGGUACAGAGGAAAGGGUCAAACUACCACCAGGGUCAUAAAACUACCCCAGGAAAUGCCCAGAAUUCCCACGAAAGUCUUGUCAAAUGUGUGUUUCUUAGGUUCAUGGUACAGAGGAAAGGGUCAAACUACCACCAGGGUCAUAAAACUACCCCAGGAAAUGCCCAGAAUUCCCACGAAAGUCUUGUCAAAUGUGUGUUUCUUAGGUUCAUGGUACAGAGGAAAGGGUCAAACUACCACCAGGGUCAUAAAACUACCCCAGGAAAUGCCCAGAAUUCCCACGAAAGUCUUGUCAAAUGUGUGUUUCUUAG
Messenger RNA from Eriocheir sinensis (Chinese mitten crab), 3037 nucleotides. RefSeq names its product probable methylthioribulose-1-phosphate dehydratase. Lineage: Eukaryota; Metazoa; Arthropoda; Malacostraca; Decapoda; Varunidae. Bases 169 to 1281 code for a protein of 370 amino acids. Gene Ontology annotation, molecular function: methylthioribulose 1-phosphate dehydratase activity; metal ion binding. The record is from RefSeq and is a predicted model, not a curated record. Gene Ontology annotation, cellular component: cytoplasm. The transcript has 9 exons.